Molecule: messenger RNA, 427 nt
Organism: Meloidogyne enterolobii
Lineage: Eukaryota; Metazoa; Nematoda; Chromadorea; Rhabditida; Meloidogynidae
Source: the annotation of a GenBank genome assembly
UAGAUUAUUUAUGGAAACUCUUUUAGAAAAAACUUUAUUUAAAAUUAUUGACCCUCCAAAUCUUCGAAUAACAACUCCGAGAUGGUUUACGUUGCCUUCACCUAUGCAAGUCUUCUUUUUUGUAAUGGUUACUUAUUUUUUAGUUACUGGAGGUGUUGUUUAUGAUAUUAUAAAUGAACCUCCAUCUAUUGUUGCUAUAAUGCCAUAUCGUAUCAAUGGACAAUAUAUUAUGGAAGGGUUGGGGGCUAGCUUUAUGUUCUGCCUUGGUGGUAUAGGCUUAAUUCUUUUGGACAGAUGUAAUAGUCCAUUGACCACGAAGACCAAUCGAAUGAUGCUUUUCUUCUUAGGCUUCGGUCUUUUUGUUGUCGGAUUCUUCACUACACGAAUGUUUAUGCGAAUGAAACUACCUGAUUAUUUGUCCAGUUAG